This is a messenger RNA of Aspergillus alliaceus, 1490 nucleotides long. RefSeq lists its product as uncharacterized. Gene Ontology annotation, molecular function: NADP binding; flavin adenine dinucleotide binding. NCBI's taxonomy places the organism in Eukaryota, Fungi, Ascomycota, Eurotiomycetes, Eurotiales, Aspergillaceae. The coding region runs from base 51 to 1490 and encodes 479 amino acids. The transcript has a single exon. The record is from RefSeq and is a predicted model, not a curated record.
UUACAUUCCUCUUAUUGAACUUAAAAAAAUAUAUAUUGAAUAGCUUCGCAAUGAGUCCCCGAUACAGCAGCGUAGCAGUCAUUGGCACCGGUCCAUCUGGUAUCUCUGCCGUCAAGGCCUUGAACGAUGAAAAGAUCUUCGACGCAAUCCGCGUUUUCGAACGACGAGAUCUUGCCGGAGGGCUCUGGCACUACGAUCCAGUCCCUGAUCUCUUUCCCACAUCUAGUGCCUCAAAAGUGAGACAAAUCAAGAUUCCCUCCAAGCUGCCAGCGUUUACACCCCCGGUACCCGAAGACACAACCGCGCGGACAGGCAUCUACGACACCCUCGACAGCAAUGUCGGCGCCGCAGCCAUGGCUUUCACUCACACCUCGCUCCCGAAAAUCAACUCCGCCCUAUCAAUUAGACAAUAUGGGAAGUCGAAUCCCUCCCGUCCGUUCCGGGUCGUGUCUGCAUAUCUUGCAGACCUCCUCCAGGAAUAUCUCCAUCUUGUCUCCUUCAACACAACAGUCGAGAAAGUUGAGAAGAACGGCGAAAAGUGGACCGUGACUCUUCGUAGAUCAGGCCAGCUUCCCGACAAUCAACCAGCAGAAUACUGGUGGCAAGAACAUUUCGACGCGGUGAUAAUCGCUUCGGGGCAUUACAACGUCCCCUUCGUCCCUGAAAUCGCAGGUCUAGACCAAGCGUCGAACACUCACCCAACAACAUUCGAACAUUCCAAGGCCUUCCGCGCAGCCGACGACUACGUCGACAAAACAGUCGUCGUAGUCGGAGGAAGCGUAUCCGCCGCCGAUCUGGUCGCAGAUCUACACGCCAUCGUCAAGGGACCCUUAUACCUCUCCCAACGAGGCAAGAACGAAGCCAUGCAAGCCGCCUGGGAUCUCCCCAACGUCGAAGGAAAGCCAACAAUCCAACGCAUUGAGACAACAGGAUCCGGGGUUAAUGUGAUUUUCGCCGACGGAAGCGUCGUCGAGAACGUGGAUAAGGUCAUCUUCGCCACAGGAUUUCAUCUCGCGUAUCCCUUCCUUCGGCCCAAUCCCACCACGCCCAACAAUCGCGUAGCCGGCUUCUACCAGCAUGUGUUCAAGAUCGGGGAUCCGUCGCUGGCGCUGGUGGGUCAGGUGCGCGCGGCGAUUAGUUUCCGGGUUUAUGAGUAUCAGGCUGUCGCUGUGGCGCGGUAUUUCGCUGGGCGGAAUGCGAAGCCCUUGCCUAGUGCGCAGGUGCAGGAUCUGUGGGAGAUCGAGCGGUUGAAGUAUAAGGGCCCAAGUUCUCUGUUUCAUGAGAUUAAGCCUGAUUUUAAGGAGUAUUUUGAUUUCCUUCGUGAUUUGGCGGGCCCCCCUGCGCCGGAGACGAGUGCUUACGAGCUGCCGCCGUGGGAGGACGAGUGGGCUGAGCAGGGAUUCGGGGUCUUGGGCUUGAAGGACAAGUAUUGGAAAUCUUUGAAGGCUGCUGCUGUGGAGGCUGCAGGGCAAGCGAGGGCUAGAUUAUAA